Messenger RNA from Polistes dominula (European paper wasp), 4716 nucleotides. RefSeq names its product Poly-(ADP-ribose) polymerase (gene Parp1). Lineage: Eukaryota; Metazoa; Arthropoda; Insecta; Hymenoptera; Vespidae. Gene Ontology annotation, molecular function: DNA binding; NAD binding; NAD+ poly-ADP-ribosyltransferase activity. Gene Ontology annotation, cellular component: nucleus; nucleolus. The record is from RefSeq and is a predicted model, not a curated record. Gene Ontology annotation, biological process: protein poly-ADP-ribosylation; double-strand break repair.
AAGAAGAAAAAGAAGAAGAAGAUUAAAUACACGUAUAUAUAUAUACAUACGCGCGCGCGUAUAAUUGUAAAUUGUAUCUAUUAUUGUAUAAGUUAAAGCGCUCUUCAUUCUUUAUAUAUUGUAAUCAACAAAUAAUCUCCAGUCUUUUUUUUUUUUUUUUUUUUUUUCUUCUCUCUAAUAAGAUCAACAACAAAAAAUGUACAUUAACAUAGGCAAAUAAUUUAAGCAAAAUAUAUCAAUAAAAUAGGAUGGCACAUACAUUAAUGUAUACAUUUUUUUUCUGUUAAACAAUGAUUACAAACAAAAAUAUGAAUACAAAGUGGACAAUUGAAUUUGUUAAGCGUAUAAUGCAAAACAUAUAUCUACAUUUAUAUAUGUAUACGUAUAAUAUAUCUAAAGCAAUAUUAUAUAUAUACAUAUAUACAUAUAUAAAAGGAAAAUAAAAUAAAAUAUUACAAAAAAAAAAAAAAAUCACAAGAAGUAAUUAUAACGUAGCGAUAGAUAGAGUGUUUGCGAGAAGAAAUGAUUAUUCUCUCUUGUAAUACGCUAACUCGAUAAAAAUAGGCUUAUAAUGGAUAUGUAGAUAGUUGUUAAAGAAAAAGAAAAAACAAAAAACAAAAAAAGAAACAAGAGAAGUAACGGGUUUAAUUUAAUCAUUUCAAUUUAAUCCUAAUCAUUUUUGUACGUUACAGUAGGUAAUAAUAAUUUUAGAUGAUGAUAAACUGUAUUCAGUAAAUGAAGAAGGAUACCAUAAGUGCGUUUUUGCACUCUAAGGCUGUAUUAUUUAAACUCUGCGCUGCUUGCUUGUCAUUUAUAUGGCACAAGCUAUGUUGGUCAAACUGAGAAACAUUCAUAGAACAUAAUUACAGAAAUAUAUAGUUUACUGUAAUAAUUUGUACAAUAUUAUAUGAUGACAAAAAUAAAGUGUACCAACAUUGUAUUACAAUCCUCUUUUCUUUUGUACUUAAUCAAUUAGAUAAGCACUUAAGAAUAACACUACUUCACUCGAAAAUCAAUAUUAUAUAAUAAUAAUUUGUUAGUAAUAUUAUUUCAUUAAUAUUAUAAUAAGAGUUAUAAUGUGUGUAAUAACAUAUACCUAAAUAUUGUCAUUGUCAAAAGAUAGAGUGGAACAAUUGAAAUUUGAAUUUGCGCGCGCAAACAUUUUAUAAUUGAAUAGAAACAAAUUAACGUGAACUUUGUCAAUAAUUUAACACAAAUGAUCAUCUUAAAAUGUGACUAUCGAUUUAUCGAAAGCAAUUGUCUUUUUUUAGAAAGAAAAACAAGCAAACAAAAGUUUAUCCAUUCUUUCUUACGUAUAUGAAAGAAACAACGAACGUCACUUCCUGUAACACUUUAUUUAUAAGAACUGUGAAUGAGGAAAAUUUUGAAAAUCAACGUUUGCCGGGUUGCACUAUUAAGUAAUGCUCAAUAUCUGCUAAUGUAGGGCAUUCCUCUAAUCGCCAACCUAAUAAUAUUUGUCAUUGUGUUGUUGUUGUCGUCGUCUAUUUUUCUAAUUUCUAAUUAUUUUUCUACUUGAGUGUUUUGAAAAAAGAGAAACAAUGACGGAUUUACCAUAUCUUGUCGAAUAUGCCAAGAGUUCUCGUUCCUCAUGUCAAAAUUGUCGUUCUUCCAUUAUAAAAGAUACUUUAAGAUUUGCUACUGUUGUACAAAGUCCAAUAUUUGAUGGGAACAUAACCAAGUGGUAUCAUCCAAAUUGCUUUUUUGCAAAACAACGUCCCAAGUCUAUUGCGGAUAUAGCAAAUUUUGAUGGUAUCCGUUGGGAAGAUCAAGAAAGUGUUAAAAAAUCUAUAGAAGAAGGGAAUCAUCAAAAUGUAGCAGCUCCUGCUAAGAAAGGUAAGAAGCGUGGUAAAGGUGCAGACGCAUCUUCAGAUUUUUCAAUACAAUACGCCAAGUCUAGCAGAGCUAUGUGCAGAGGAUGCGAAGAGAAAAUAAUGAAAGAAGAGAUAAGAAUUUCAAAAAAAGAUUUUGAAAGCGAAGAAGCAAGAAGAUACGGCGGUUUAGAUAGAUGGUAUCAUUUGGAAUGUUUCGUUAAACUCAGAAAGGAACUUGAAUUUUUUGAUCAAGCCGAUUCCCUUGCUGGAAUCAAAUCUUUGUCAAAAGAAGAUCAGGCCAAUGUCAAAAAGGAAUUGCCUAAAAUUAGCAAUGAUGAUGCAGUAGUUGUAAAGAAAUUGAAGGAAGAACCCGAGGAUGCUGAAGAGGAAAAUAAAUUGAAAGAACAAAAUAAACAAUUAUUUGCAAUGAGAGAUACUUUAUCUUCACUUAAUAAGAAAGAACUCCGAGAGAUUUUAGAAACGAACAAGCAACAAGUACCUGAAGGUGUUUCUGCGAUGUUGGACAUGGCGUCCGACUUAUUAGUCUUUGGAACUUUAAAACCAUGUCCAAAAUGCAGUGGGCAAUUGAAAUACGUUUCGGGUCUUGGUUACAAGUGCACCGGAGAUUUGACAGAAUGGACAAAAUGUGAAUACACUACUCAAGAUCCUAAGAGACAGAAAUGUUCCGUUCCAGAUGAAUUGAAGGAUACUUAUAAAGCUUUGGCCUUCAAACCAAAAGUUGUUAAGAGAUUGAUCAAAGUUACCGCUCCAUCGACAUCUAGCGCGGUUAAAAAAGAAGACGAAGUCGACGCUGGACCAAAAAUACUAACUAAACCAAAACCAUUGAAGAACAUGCAAUUUGUGAUAUUAGGUAGUACAGAAAAAAGCAAAGACACGUUGAAAAAAGAAAUAGCUCUUUUAGGUGGUUCUGUGACCACGAAAAUACAUGAACAUUUGGCAGCUGUUAUUUCAAAUCCAAAGGAAGUGAAAAAAAUGAAUAAAAAAAUGGAAGAGGCUAAGGUAUUGGAUAUACAAGUUGUUUCGGAAGAUUUAGUUGAAGAAGCAAAGGAUUAUACAGAACUUGCAAUUGCAUUAAUUAAAAAGAAAACUAUUUCCGAUUGGGGAGGUGACGUUAAAAAUCGUCUGGCUACUGUUAUAGAAAAAUCAUCAUCGAGUACGUCGAAAAGUAAAAGUAAAUUUGAAAAAUCUUUAUCCGGCAAAGUGAAAUUACAAGUUAAGGGAGGUGGUACGGUAGAUAUGGAUAGCGGAUUAGAGGAUUGCGCGCAUGUUUAUCAAGAUGGAAAAAAUAAAUAUAACGCGACGUUAGGAAUAACGGAUAUUCAAGCUAAGAAAAACAGUUAUUACAAAUUACAAAUUUUGAAACACGAUAAACUUAGUAAAUAUUGGUUGUUUAGAAGUUGGGGUAGAAUAGGUACUACCAUAGGCGAUACAAAAUUGGAAAGUAUGCCUUUAAAUGAUUGUAUUGAGAGAUUUUUACAACUUUACGAAGAGAAAUCUGGCAAUUCAUGGCAUAAUAGGAAACAUUUUGUCAAAGUACCGCACAAAAUGUAUCCCAUUGAUAUAGAUCAAGGAAACGACGAAGAUACAUCCAAAUUAUUAGAUUCUAAUAUAAAAAGUCAUUUGGAAAAGCCUGUCCAAGAUCUGAUAAGACUUAUAUUUAAUGUAGAAAACAUGAAAAAAGUAAUGUUGGAGUUUGAAAUAGAUAUGGAUAAAAUGCCGCUUGGUAAAAUAUCGAAGAAGCAAAUUCAAAAAGCAUAUUCCGUAUUAACAGAAUUGCAAGAAAUAGUUGCAACAAGUGUUCCCGAACGCACCACGCUUAUAGAUGCAUCCAAUAGAUUUUAUACCUUGAUACCGCAUAAUUUUGGAAUAUCUGGACCGAAGAUAUUGGAAACUGUUGAAGAAAUCAAAAUGAAGUGUGAAAUGUUAGAAGCAUUGCUCGAAAUGGAAGUAGCAUAUAGUUUGCUUCACACUGACGAAAAGACGAAAGAAGAGAAAAAUCCAUUAGACGUUCAUUACGAACAAUUGAAAACAAAGAUAGAAGUAUUGGAUAAAUCUAGCAAAGAUUUUGAAGUAAUUAAACAAUAUGUUAAUAAUACACACGCGGCAACUCAUAGUCAUUACGAAUUAGAAAUCGAGGAUGUUUUCGUCAUCAAAAGACAAGGGGAAGAUCAAAGAUAUAAGCCAUUUAAAAAAUUGCCCAACAAAAAAUUACUUUGGCAUGGAUCUAGGACAACCAAUUUUGCUGGAAUAUUGUCUCAGGGACUUAGAAUAGCGCCACCAGAAGCACCCGUCACUGGUUACAUGUUUGGCAAAGGUAUUUACUUUGCCGAUAUGGUAUCAAAGUCAGCCAAUUAUUGUUGCACCAAUACUCAAAAUCCAACGGGAUUGUUACUGUUAUGCGAAGUUGCUUUAGGCAAUAUGUAUGAAAGGUACGAAGCAGAUUAUAUUGAAAAAUUACCGAAAGAUAAACAUUCCACGAUGGGAAGGGGACAAACGCAACCAGAUCCAAGCAUCGUUCAUAAAAUGGACGAUAGCGUGGAAGUUCCAUAUGGUCCUCCCGUGCAGGUGAAACUUCACAAAAAAUCGGCAUUGUUGUACAACGAAUACAUCGUAUAUGACACGGCUCAAGUGAAAGCUCGUUAUUUAGUCAAGAUGAAUUUUAAAUAUAAAAUUUAAUUACUACACAUCUCCUACUAUCUGAUUGAUAUUCUAAUAAUAAUAAUAAUAAUAAUUAGCAUAACUUGUUAUAUAUUAUUAAAGCAAUGCUAUUUUCCUGCAGCUACCUCCGAUAUGACAAAUAAUAGUUAAGGAACGUUAUAUUCUAUCUUACCAUAAUUGAACAAUUGUUUCACUAUUUCGUAUU